CGACGGCGAGGGAGAGAGAACCAGCUAAAAAUAAUGACCGCGUGGUAGGACCGGGUCCGGAUCCCCGGUCUCGCACCCUUCUCGCGCCACCCGAGGACCAGAGAGGCCCGAACCGACGACGGAGACGGCAUCAUCAGCAGCGGCCGCAGCGCCCCACGGGCGCCGGUACCCAUGCGACCACCGAUGACGCUGGACCCCGAGGGACCGCUGUCCUGGACCUUCCGGAACGUGUCGUCACCGGAGGUCCCCGGCUGUGGCACGUGAAGCUUGGAAUGCGUCCGUGUUAUCAUCUGUCGCGUCGCCGUGUUGUGUGCGAUGCAGUGAACGAGACUUGGAAGACGGUGUCGACACCGCUGCUGCCAGAACGGCCCAAGACGUCCCAGUUGGAUUACUCACCCUACGCACCGAUCCUGUAACGCAUUCGCGUUGUCAUACUUGGCAGCUUGUGCUUAUUCGAUAUACAUUCUGCACACCAUUCCUUCGGAUCAUCUUCCGUACUCGUUCGAUGAGGGCCUUCUGCGAACGUCAUUGUGAUAAAGUGUGAACUGUGUUCUUCAGAUCUUUCGUCUGCGUGCCAUACGCUGAUUGUCCUUGGUCAUCCAACAGACUCAUGCUUUUUGCUGUGCUUGCAGCAAUCGCGUUUGGAUUCACCGAUAAGACAGCUAGCUAUACGACGUGCAAUGAUAUUGAGGAACUAGUGAAAUAAUCUAUUUUCAGUUGUUUUACUAUACGCAGUGUUUGCGCCGACGUCAAUCGUCAUCGGGAGUUAAGUUUCGUUUUUAGCGCGGGCCACAAUACCCAGCUAAUCGGAAGGGAGUGAUGCAGUGUUGAUGCAGGAACCCGGGAUUGAUUUCUCAAGAAGCUGCUGCUUCUUCUGACGUAUUUCGUGCCGUGACGUCGAACGAUUGUUGUCAGGCUAAACCGAAGUACGGGAGAAACAGCCCCCCGAAUAUACUUGUGCGAUACAAGUAAGCGAAACAAAAGGAAUGCGUUAAUAUAUCAAGCAUCAAUAAAAAAAUCGGAGACGGCCUUUUUAAAGCGCGACGAGCGUCAACGCAAGCAUCGUUGACAGUGGUUCGACCUCAGCUCCCAGCGAUACAGAACCCGAAGAAGUUGAUCUUCAACACCGCUCGGCGUGGUGACCAGGCUACAGAAAAGUAUUUCUUGCUUUCGCUGUUCCGCAGACGUUAUAGGUGCUGCUCCUGAGAUUUCGAAUCGUCUUGUGACGAGUCAUCCAAAGCCAAGAGGUUCUCCUGCGUCCAAAUCGAAAAAAAGCUCCAUGUUACUCCUUGAGGUCCUGCAGUUGCAAUAGAUCACCUAGAAGCAGCGACCAUCUGACGUCUUCAAAUCAAGCGAGCCUCGCGUUCCGUUUCGUGCCAUGUGGCCUUCAAAACAGUAUGCCAUGUGAUCCCUUCGCAGAGAGUGACUACAUCGACGACCCUUCGGCGGGAGUAGAGGGGGUCGCACCGCAGCGGUCUUCCGCUGGCAUCAGUCGACCACUGGUAUCACUCGUAGUACAAUGUGCUCUGGGUACGGACCGGUGACCAGCCUGGCUCCGACUUUGAUCACGCCUCGACGCUCCCUCAACAAGCUCCGGUGCGCGGCCUGCAUAGAGAGCAGCUGUUUCUCGCAGCAAAUGUGAGCCGCAGCUGCGGCGGCGUAUACAGCUUAUUGCCGAUUGAGAUAGGGCUUGGAGACCGCGUUUCGCGGCCCCGACUGAGCGACCACAGCUGUGCACAGCAAAGUUCCCUGCGAAGGGAUUUUUUAGAACGCCGAAAGAAACAUAAUUGUACGUACCAAUAGGAAGUCUGGCUCUUGGACGGAACGACGCUAGGGUUCACGGACAUUUGUCUUCAACGUGAGAAGCGGCGCGUGACGUCAGAGAGGGGUGUGUGUGUGUGUGUGCGUGUUUGUGCGCGUGUGCUUGGUUCGCGCUCGCUCCCGAAGGCGUGUGGUUUCGCGGAGGCGAGCCUUUUUUCUCUGUGCUCACGGUUCAGUGACGUGUCUGCUGACGGCAACGGCGAAUCUUGGUGACGCGAAGAGUGAAAUAUUCGCCGGACGAGAGGACAAGAAGAAUACGGCGAGGAAAAGAAGGGGAGCGACAGACAAGACAGACUCGAGAAGCGGCCGAGUAGGACCCAGGCAGCCAGUUGCGUGGGAAAUUUGUGUACGGAAGCCAAGUUGUCUGCGGCGUCAAUCAAGCUUCGCCUUGUGUAUGUUGACCGAAUCCCCGAAGACCGGGAAUGGAUUACGCUAUGAGGCCGUAGUUUCAACUGCGGCGCCUGCGACCUAGCCCGAUCCAGGUGCGCUUCGCCGACGCGUACAUACCUGCGCACACUACCUGGCAGUUUCGUUGGAUUCGUCCACCUACCGGGAGAAAUCAUGAUUCCUAGAACGGCGGUGACGAUGAGCAAGCGCGAGGUGCUCGCCCUGCUGGUCGUGUUCAUCGUGUACGUGGUCAUCGGAGGCGCCGUCUUCAUGGCCGUCGAGGGUCCCCGGGAAGAGGAACUGCGCAGCGAGAUCGCGCAGCUCAGACUCGAGUUCCACGAGAGGCUGGCGUCGCUGAACCUGAGCGAGCUGAACAGCUCGGACAUCAAAGGCGAUCGUGGCGCGGCUGGCGGACGCGCGCAGCAAGAAUCUCAUGGACGAGCACGGACAGGACACGCACACCAACUGGAACUUCUACAACUCCUUCUUCUUCGCCAUCACCGUCGUCACCACCAUCGGCUACGGCCACUUGGCCCCGUCGACGGCGUGGGGCCGCGUGUUCUGCGUGCUGUACGCCGUGGUGGGCGUCCCCAUGACGGGCAUCCUGCUGGCGGGCAUCGGGGACCACUUCGCCCGAGGCAUGGUGCGGGGCCUGAAGAGGGCCCGGGGACACCGGGCUCCGCGACUCGCGCUCGCCGCCAACCUCUGCACAUUCCUGCUCCCCUGGCUGCUCGUGUUCCUGCUGCUUCCGGCCGCCGUGUUCAUGUUCACCGAGGACUGGUCCUACCUCGAGGGACUCUACUACUGCUUCAUCACGCUCGCCACCAUAGGGUUCGGCGACUACGUGGCCGGCAACUUCGACGGGGACUACAUCUGGAUCUACAAGACGGGCGUGGUGCUAUGGAUCAUCUUCGGCCUUGGCUACCUGGCAAUGAUCCUGAACUACAUAUCUCGCGCCAUGCGUUGCAAGCAGAUCCGGCGAGUGGAGGACCGGCUGUCGGCCAGCUUCCACAGCACGCAGCACAAGUUCGGCCAGCGCCUGGACGAGAUACACAGGCUGCUGCAGGAGUUCGCCUCCAAGCAAAAGAGUCACCGCAAGUCCAUCUGGCGGGGCAAGUCCGGCGACAAGCGUCUCACGGACAGCGGAGGCGGCGGCGCCGAUGACGACGUCAGCGCCGACAGCCUGUGCGGCGGCUCGGACAAGAACCACAACACGCGCGAGGACCAGAUCCAGCGGCUGCUCACGCUCGUCGAGACGCUCAAGGAGGAGAGCACGCAGAACCUGUGCCGCACCAGGCAGCUCAUCGAGACGCACAACCUGAGGCUGCAGCUCGAGGCGCCGUACCACCUGCGCGAGGAGCUGCUGCCUCCGCGGGCCGAAGGCGGACUGCCCAGGGGAGAGGCCGCGCCUUCCAGAAGGCACAGCCUGCCUGUGCUGCACACGGACGCUGGACUCCUGGGCACCGGGACCGGUGGGGCCACGGAAAGUGGCUUCCUGGCCGUCGCCAAGGACUACCUCCACGUGAAAAACUCCGGUGGCCACAAGAACCGCAGUCACUUGGAGUUUCCCACAAACUUCUUCGCGCCACGUGCGUCGAUUCCUCUCUGCAACGGCCGCCUCUCGCACAGAGACUCGUACGACGCCUGACGUGUACGACGUCGAAAUAGCUGUAACGAAGCCCAUGGUGACCUUCGACCUGGACAGCUUGGACAGCACCACCAUAUGACCGGCCGCCGGCACAGAACUACGUCUUGUGCACAUUGUACGUGGAAGCAACGAGCACAUCGUCUUGCGAGAGUGUUGUAGCCGAAGUGGAUCGUGGUGCAUGGGUGCAGGAAGAUGACAGUUUUGAUCGGCGAGCAUCUGUCACACAUCAGCCUUCUUCGGUGAUACCGGUGGGCUCAAAAGUAGCGGCUGUUGACUCGCUGAAAGAAAGCAAAGAAAAAAUUAUCGGUUAGCUGCCCAUCGCAAGCGUAGCCAGUGAAGGCAACACUUUGCGGCAGAGUUGGAACACCCUUGAAUUACGUCGUCAGCCGCUACCUUAUUGCUUUCGCAUAGAAGCAAUCAUCACGUACGAAUAGCCAAUAGCAUCAGCUGAAUCAGUCGUUUGACACCAUUGGUGGUCGAUCAAAGGCGAUGAAGUUCGGACGUGCAGUGUGUAACGAAAUGCAGUCACUGGUUUCGAGAGAAGAUACAUCCAUAUAAACGAAGGUAUUUCUACAGGCAGUAUCAAUGUUGGCAUGGUCUGUAGUAGCGGUGAAUCAAAGCACAAUACAACGUUUUUUUUUUUUUGAAUUCCAGAAGGGCCCCGGUUCUUUGAUGAAGUUUGAGGUGUCACGGCAUUAAGGCGCAUCUUUUGCACAAAAGUGGAGCGACGGGGGCGUCCGGGAGCACGCAGCCCGACGACAGCUAAGACAGUUAUGCAACGAUGUGUGUGAAACAACUCUAAGUAAAAUUUCACAUACGCAAGACUUCGAAUCUCGUCGUCUCAGCUAGGCCACAAAACAUCGCUCGAAUGAGACACUACAAUCAAGAUCGUGUUGGGAAUAUGCGGCUACAACAAACUCCAGCUACUACAGACAUAUGUCGGUGCCGAGAUAAGCGUAGCGAAUGCCGGUGAAUGAUGGAGGGGGGGACGAAGGUUGGAUAAGAUAAGACAGCGUCGACGGUUUGAUGAAUGAUAGAUCCGCCUUGUGCAUCGGGAACGUACGACUUUGUAGCCAAGAGUUUAUAAACGUAGGCAUUGAUAUCAUCGUGCUGAUAAAAGGACGUUCAACGUCGAAUGUGCCCCGAUGUGCGCGUAUUGCUGGCUGCUUUGCCGUUAUCAAUGGACGAGAAAGUAGUACGUCGCGUCAAGCUGUGCUGUGAUCCAGAACAAACGUAGCCGAGGUGAGUGACCAGAUCUCCGUGUUGAAUAACCUGGAUGUACCUAUACGGUGGACUUUUCGGUGUUUGUGCCAGAUGCCCUCUUCAGCGUGGGCGUCACAGUGGGUGAAGUGUAAAAACGAAUGUAGUACGUGUGUGCGCGCAAUGGUGCGUCGACGUGUAAUGCGAGAACACAAAUGUGAUCACGCUGUGAAAAGUAAUACGGAAGAUUCGAACGCCGCUGAACGAAACGUCAUCUUUGUGAAAGUGUGGACAACUGCUGCUGGACAAUCUCGCUUCCACGUUCACAUGGUGCGCGAUAAACUUUUCUAGAUGACAUUUUCGCCCGUCUGUGUUAUAAACACGCCGUGAUGUGUGAAACUGUGUCUACAAAUGUGGGACUGCCCACACUGGCUGGGACGCUUAAGAGUGUAUUUCGUCAUUUUUGAGGCCGCGAUAUGAACAACAUAGAACCUUCAGAGUUGCCCCAGUGCUGCUCAGUGCACUUUUCGUGUAGAUAUUAGUGUACAUGUUUAGCGCAUGUCCACGCACGUUCGAUUAAACCAAACCGAACGUAGGCCCGGGAUGUAAAUAUACACAUUUGAGGAAGUGCUUAAAUAUUGCGCCCAAUACGCGAUGACAGGCUAGGAUCACAAGCCGAACCCUUCGGGUUUAUUCAGGUAUAGUUUAGGUACGCCUGUCAUGUUACACGAUGUCUUAUGAAUGUUACAUUUACCAUAGCGCUGUGGGGCGUGUCUUCUUCGGCUAAUGAUGCAAGGUAUUUUGCUAUUGGUUUGUUAACGGGAAGCCUACACGUACUCAUACAUACAAAGACUUGGGUGUUGGAGUCAACCGUUUGUCUUCUUUACAGUCAUCCGAAGUCCUACGACUACGCCAUUUUGUUGCCAAUUUAAUAAUAUAUAGUACGACCGGAUGUGACUGUCGAGUCUGGAGCGCCAUCAGAAGUUUUUUGGACUGUUUUUUGUAUAUACGGUGUGAAACCGACUCGUUUACUCCUCGGUGAUGAUGCCUUGAUGUGCCAGUCACUCUCAAAGCGAGCAUGCUCGGGCGUAAUGAUAUUUUAAGUAGUAUUAAUAUAAAAACAUUUUCUAACUACAAACGCACGGUAUGCGAACUUGGAUGAUAACGCAACACCGCUCUCGCCUUAGUCGCCGGUGUUCAAUUCUCGAACAUGGUGGGCCGUAUCGCAGCACUUUAGCUGUUUCUUUCUUGGCCGUGAUUCAAGGAUAAGAUUGCCACUGAGCUGGCGCACACAACGCGCUAUACACCUGUACAUAGACAUCGUUUUUGUACACCUAUACAACUGUAACGGAGUUUAUCAUUGCCACAGCUACGGUUAUGGGACAUUUGUUUUUGUAGGAGUUUGUAUUAUACGAUAUCGUUUCUCGAUAACUUGUAAAUACUUUGCUUUCCUAUAGAUUCUUAUAGUAAAACACGACGACGUAGGACAAAAACAAUUAAUGGUGGUGUUUUCGUGUACAUAGAGGGUUCUUUUUUUUUUGCUUUCUUCUCUCGUUGGUAUACGCGUUGAUCCGUGUAUAGUUUGUGAUUUGUAUGCGUGUGAUGCCGUCUGUAGAAUUUGGAAAGUGAGAGAAGUUGCCUAGUGUGGAGACGCUAAACCGGUUCCUUGCCGUGACGCCAUCUGAUUCCUAUUCCGAUAUACUCUAGAUAUGAUCAGGCAGAUAUGAUUCGUGUUGGCGCGUCGUAGUUGAUCUUCGCGCGAAAAAGGUGAAUGAAACACAAGUUGCUACGGGAUCGUCGAAAAACAACAACAAGAAUGAGACGACAGAAGUGCUGGCUGUUACACGGGGCCUUAUUAGUUGCGCAGACUUGUAUGCUUUAUUGUACUAAGCUAUUAAGUACCGAACACAAAACGCAACGGAUGUGAGAUAGCGGCAGAGUUUGAAGGGAAGCGUCCGCGCACCUAUGCGUCUGGGAAUACAACAGAGACAUGGAAUUAUCUCGAAAGAGGGGUGAGGUGAGUUGUAAUCUAUAAUAUUUAAAACUACCGUAGAUUUACUAAAUGCGAAGACAACUAGUGAGAAUAUUUUAUAUUUUUAUUAGCAAAAGAUGACAAGUACAGUAAACAGCAAACGACAAUAAAAAAAAAUAAGAGGAAGGAUUAGGGUGAUAUUGGCAAUGAACAAUGACGGGUGCGUUGCGAAGUGCGGGAUAACUGAUAAACAAAUCGAGCCUUGCAGAUGCGUAAUCUCUUUAUUAGAUAAAAAAGCGACGGAAUGCUGACGCAGCAGCUGAUGCUUUUCAUUGGUAUACGCCCCCCUUCCCCCAUUCUCACUUGCUCAAUUGUGGUCAGAAACUACUAGGUUACAGGCAGAUGUAUUGUCAUGCAGAUAAGCUGUGAAAAGAAAAGAGAAGUCGUUCAUCCGCGCCCAUGUCGAUUCGUCUUCCUGUGAUAUUGCAGGUAUGGCGCAGAUCUUUUUAGGGACGUUGCUCAAUCAACUAACCUAACUUCGCGUGCAGCCCUAGCUAUGGUGCAUGACCUAUUCAGCAGCCGACUAGCGAGGCUAGGUGGCCUAUAUCAACUAGCUCAUUGAACUAGUUUAUCAGGCAACUAUAGCAAGAAUUCGAAUAGUGCACAGACGUACACAAAAAAAUUAUAAUACGGAUGAUUAAUGCUGCGUUGUGUAAAAACAACCGUUAAGCAAGAAACGUUGCUACAGCAAAUGUUUCAAGUGAACGGGUCUUUGCCACCGCCUUAAAAUUGUGAAGAUAACGUUCACAAAUAAUAAAUUUUUGGAAAUGAAUCGAAAAUGGCUGAAAUAGUGCCCAAAGUGAAUCGGAAGCCUAAAUAUUCAAAUAAUUUGUGAACAUUGCAGUCGUUUUAUGAAUAUGUGUCACGUCGAUUUUAUCUAUAUUUUUAUUUACUAUUGUUUGCUCCAUUGCUGUAGUAAGUUUGUUAUUAUUUGAGUUGGUUUUAGCAUUCUUUAAAAUUUGAAAGUUAUAUGUUUUAGUAGGUGUUUAGCCCUUUUAUAUAGCACCAGCUAAUCUUUUUUCCCAAAUAACAGAAUUCGGCAAGACCGCUGCUGUUAGGGAAAGAAAAGGCAGAUAGAGGAGCAUCUUAAGAGAGUCUAUGGAAGUCCGGCCAUGAAAAUUAUCAUAUGUUCACGUAGUCUAUGACGCAGUGACACGAAAAGCUACAAAAAAUUCAGUCCAGUUCCACAAAACUAUUCAUCACAUGUAAUGUAAUUGCACGAACACCGUUUAUUCUUAAAUUAACGUAUUAUCCAGUACCGUACCAACACUGAAAUACAACUUGUCAAGUACAUUUGUCAUGCCACCCUCCUUGGUAGGGACUCUGCAGCAUGUUAGCAUGUUUAAAUUAAUGUUCGUGGCUACAGCAUGCUCGGUAGACGAAAGACGUCGUCGGAAAUUUGUCUCGGUAUUGAGUUUUUUUUUUUUUGCGUGGAUGGACUUGACAUUCUGAAGUAGUCUUGAAAUCAUUUGAGAAAUGUCAUUUUUCAGAGGAUGUCUUAAAAAUCUGCACCGAUACGAAAAUUACGCAUUUCAAUUCGACAGUUUGAAGUUUUAAGGAGUUUGCGCAUCCCUAUACAUUUGCUAGGUGCGGCUGUUAUCUGCAAAAUGAAGAAACCGGAAAGGAUAUGGGUGCUGUUUUCACUUUUUGCGAAUAACAGGUGCUGACAGCGACCAAACGUGACGUUAACUACUAAACUUUUUGGAGUUAACAGGUCAUAGAUCACAAGGGGCCCUUAGACGGAAGAUAGGUCGGCCAUCGAAGUGACGGUCAGCUCGACUGCGACACCUUAUCCCAGUUUAUACAACUUCACAUUUGCAGGGGAAUGCGAACUGCAUGGUUUCAAGUGCCAAAUCUUAUCGCAGUUUUGUCAAGUGCCAAUGACGUCCAGUAUUUCAAUUUUAAUGUUUUCUAAACAUGCCUAUAUGUCUGAAGUGCGCAGAAUACAAGGGUUUAGGUGCAAAAUUUUAGUGGGCCGAACAUGCAGGACCAUCGGGGGGACGUGGAAUCUUAUCUGCGGCAACAAACAAAAGGUUUAGGGGAAGUGCCGUGCUGUACUGAAGGGCAUUGUCGAAUAACUCUACCGCAAUUUUUUUUUUUAAUUUGUCAUCUUUUUGGGUCUGAUCGGGCCAAAAGGCUGCUAAAGCCUGUUUCAUUUGUUUAAAGUGCUGGCAUGACAGUAUUGAUGCAACGUGUCGGAAUCGAACGGCGUCUUGAUUAUAGCCCGUAUAUUUGAAUUUCGAUUAGUAGAUCCAACUAAGUUAACUCGAAAUCACACGUGAAGCAAAAGCUCCGUUUGUAAACCUUCAAACAUUGAAUCUUGGAAGAGUAUAUUUACCCUGUCCCCUCCAUAUACGCGCAGACUUCUACGCCUAGCGCAUGGAGCGUCGAGGUUCGUGAAACGUAGCCUUUCCUGUGCAGCAUGCGUUUUUCGUGAUGUAGAGUUCAACGCUGUACGAACGCGAGUGACCUUUUUUCUGCCAUGCGUAGAUAUACAACGACAUUUCGUGCCACAGAGAUGAGGCGAAUGAAAAUAGACACAAACUGUUGCCCAACUUGGCCUAAACGUCGUCCUGGUACAUGACAACGUAUUUUCCAGGUGCCGUUUAAAAAGAAAGAAGUGCAGGAACACAACGAAUAGUGCUGUCAUAGAUGAAACGUAGUAACAGCCAACCAGGCCAGGCAACAUGACGCCACAAACGAUCUCAGACGAAGAUUAACUAACGGCCUUAUUGUUAUACGAUGGUGUGAGCUGUGCGUGCCAGAGUGUAUGUGUGUUUGCGUCACAUGCUAUUAUACAUAUAAGUCAGUACUAUAUAUCUAUAGCGUUGUGCUCACACUUGUUCUGCCCUUUACCUUUUUUUUUCUUUGUAAAUAAAAGAUCAUUUUAACCCUGUUA
This is a messenger RNA of Rhipicephalus microplus (southern cattle tick), 9987 nucleotides long. Its product is annotated as open rectifier potassium channel protein 1. The record is from RefSeq and is a predicted model, not a curated record. Gene Ontology annotation, cellular component: plasma membrane. Gene Ontology annotation, molecular function: potassium ion leak channel activity; outward rectifier potassium channel activity. Gene Ontology annotation, biological process: potassium ion transmembrane transport; stabilization of membrane potential. Lineage: Eukaryota; Metazoa; Arthropoda; Arachnida; Ixodida; Ixodidae.